Messenger RNA from Canariomyces notabilis, 1068 nucleotides. Its product is annotated as DUF383-domain-containing protein. The record is from RefSeq and is a predicted model, not a curated record. The transcript has 4 exons. The coding region runs from base 1 to 1068 and encodes 355 amino acids. NCBI's taxonomy places the organism in Eukaryota, Fungi, Ascomycota, Sordariomycetes, Sordariales, Chaetomiaceae.
AUGCCAACAGAACUUGAAGAGCUGGUAGGGUUCAUUGCCCAUCCGAAUCCUCAGAUUCGGAAGGUGGCUAUCGAGAAUCUUGUACCGUAUUCAACCACGCAGCUUUCAAUCUUUCAGUCUCAGGAGUUGCAACCUGUUAAACACCUCAAGUUCUUAGUCCGCGACCACCCAGAAAUCGCCGAGCAUGCCCUCACGAUCUUGGUCAACUUGACUGCCGAUCGAAAAGUCCUUAAAUACGUAGCCGAGGAUGACAGGUUCAUCGGAAUUGUUCUCGGCAAUCUGACUGAUCCUAGGGAGCCAAAUGCGAACCUGCUAGCCAUGUUGCUUGCCAACAUGGCAAAGUGGGAUGGCCUCAAAACCAUCAUCACCACACGAAAGCAAACUGCGCCUGAUCCCUUGAGAUCCAACGACCUAGUCCUCAACCAGCUGCUAGACCUAUUCGUCAAAGGCGCUGACGGGAGCUACAACAAGAAUGCCGACUAUGACUACCUGGCAUAUGUCUUCGCGGACCUUUCCAAGCAUGCCGAGAUCCGGCAGUUUUUCGUCACAAAGCAAGACUACGACGAUGUUGUACCACUCAACAAAAUCAAGGUGUUCACGGAGCACAAGUCGGACAUUCGGAGGAAAGGCGUCGCGAGCACUAUCAAGAACCUUGCGUUUGACAUCCCGUCGCACCCUGCGUUUAUGGAUGAAGACAGAAUCCACAUUCUGCCCUACAUCCUGUUACCCAUUAUCGGGGGUGAACAGUAUGACGAAGAGGAGGCGAUGGCAAUGCUGCCAGAGCUGCAGCUGCUUCCCCCUGACAAACAGAGAGACUCAGACCCCAGCAUCGUGCAGAUCCACGUUGAGACCCUGACGCUCUUGACAACUACCAGGGAAGGACGGGAACUACUAAGGAGUAUCAGCGUGUAUCCGAUCAUUCGGGAGACACAUUUACGUGUUGAUGAUGAGGGCGUCCGCGAGGCCUGUGAGCGACUCGUCCAGGUCUUGAUGAGGGAUGAAGCAGAGCCGGGGGCGGAAGCAGGAGCCGAGGAAAACGACGACGACGACAGGAUAGUUGAGGUCUGA